AUGGACAGAGGCCCCCCGCGAUCGUUGGGCUACAACAUCGAUCCUUCUCCAGCGAUUCUCUUCUCAUCAAACCACAGCAAGCACUUUGGCUAUCAGGUCCUCCAACUUGGGAAAGGCUCUGCAGCAAGGAAUGGCCCUACAGCACAUGGCCUAUCAAUAUUAUCCCACCUCCUCUAUUUAUUCUCUUCCAGAGUCAUUGUGGGAGCUCCAGGGGAGCAGAACUCCACAGGCAAAGUGUACCAAUGUACUUUGAAGAGCAAAGACUGCAAGGACAUCCCAUUCCAGGAGAAUUCUCCAAUACCCCAUCUCGGCAUGACCCUGGCAAGCAAUAUACAGGGAAAUAAAAUGAUUGCAUGUGGGCCAGGCGUUGAACAACACUGUGACAAAAAUCUUUAUGUAAGUGGAAUCUGCUACCUGUUUAACACCAAACUGCAAAACCCCAAGAACAUAACAACAGGAUAUCAAAAAUGCCUGAAAGGAAAAGUGGACCUGGUGUUUCUUUUUGACGGGUCGGCAAGCAUGAAAACAUCUGAGUUCUUGACUAUCAAGGAGUUCAUGAUUGACGUCAUGAAAGAAUUGUGGAAUAGUUCUGUACAUUUUGCGGCCGUGCAGUUUUCAGAGGAUGCCAAACUCGAAUUUGAUUUUAACAACUAUACCAGUAAUCCAAAUCCUGAAAAACUCUUGGCCAAUGUCGUACAUGCCGAGCAAAUAACAAACACCUUCAAAGCUAUCAAAUUUGUGGCAAACGAAGUCUUCAUUCCCGAACGUGGCACGCGAAAAGAAGCAAACAAAGUGAUUGUCAUUAUCACGGAUGGGGACGCCUCAGACAGGGACAGGGGACAUAUAGAAGCUGUCAAGAAAAAGAACAUUUUGCGCCUAAUCAUUGGGAUUGGGAAUCACCUUAAUGAACCUGAGUCCCAAAGGAAUCUCAAACGGAUUGCCUCAGAACCCACAAAUCAAUUUUUUAAAAUUCUUGCCAGCUUUGAUCAGCUCAAAGACAGUUUCAAUGAUCUCCAGUCUAAUAUCUUUGCCAUUGAAGGUACCAGUGACAGCAGAUCCUUCCAUCUGGAAUUGUCAUCCAGUGGAUUCAGCGCGGAUAUAUCCCAGGAUCGGGUGAUUCUUGGCGCUGUGGGUGCUGACAACUGGGCUGGGGGCAUUCUGGAGCAGCAGAAGGAUUUUGCCGGUGAAAGAUUCAUCACAACUCCCUCAGUCCGGAAAGAGAUGGAAGGGGCCUACUUGGGGUAUACACUCGCAUUUCUCCAGCAUCGUCAGAAAGAGUUCUACGCUGUUGGUGCCCCUCGAUACCAACAUUUGGGAAGGGUCCUCUUAUUUGAGGUUGACGCCAAAACUCAGAACUGGACAUUAAAGCAAGAAAUUAAAGGGGAACAGACUGGGUCAUAUUUUGGAGGGGUGCUUUGUGCUGUGGACAUAGAUGGUGAUCAAGAAACAGACCUGCUGCUUAUCGGGGCCCCGCAAUAUUUCACCGAAACAAGAGGAGGCCGAGUUUAUGCAUAUGGCUGGGAAGAGGAUAAUCUCAUUCUCCUUGGAGAAUUUAAUGGGAAUUUAGGAUACCCCUUGGGCAGAUUUGGAGCAGCCAUCACAGAUCUGGCAGACGUCAAUGGGGAUGGACUGAUGGACGUGGCUAUAGGAGCUCCCUUAGAGGAUGAAGAGAGAGGAGCUGUCUACAUCUACAACAGCCAUGAGAAGACUCUGCAGAUAGAGUAUAGCCAG
This is a messenger RNA of Protobothrops mucrosquamatus (brown spotted pit viper), 1731 nucleotides long. RefSeq names its product integrin alpha-L-like. Gene Ontology annotation, biological process: cell-cell adhesion; cell adhesion mediated by integrin; integrin-mediated signaling pathway. Gene Ontology annotation, molecular function: integrin binding. Gene Ontology annotation, cellular component: external side of plasma membrane; integrin complex. The transcript has 14 exons. The annotation marks the transcript as partial. NCBI's taxonomy places the organism in Eukaryota, Metazoa, Chordata, Lepidosauria, Squamata, Viperidae. The record is from RefSeq and is a predicted model, not a curated record.